CUAUCAAGACUGACGCAAAGCCUGCGGAGGCCAAGAAGACCCCUGCAAAGUCACCAUCAGGGACCACCAGUCGUCCCAAACCCAAGCCUGCUGCCACCAAACCCACCACAACCUCAACCUCAACAGCAGAUGCUAAGAAGACAGCUGCUAAAGCUCCAGCUAAGCCCAGCACUGUCUCCAAGCCCCCUCGCCCGCCCAGCAGCGGCUCGGCUCCAGAUCUGAAAAACGUGCGUUCCAAAAUUGGAUCAACAGAUAACAUCAAGCAUCAGCCUGGUGGAGGGAAGGUCCAGAUAGUCUCCAAAAAAGCGAACUACAGCCAUGUUCAGUCCAAGUGUGGUUCCAAGGACAAUAUUAAGCAUGUCCCUGGAGGUGGGAAUGUGCAGAUCCAGAACAAGAAAGUUGACCUUUCUAAAGUGUCCUCCAAGUGUGGCUCCAAAGCAAACAUCAAGCAUAAGCCAGGAGGAGGAGAUGUCAAAAUUGAGAACCAGAAGCUGAACUUCAAGGAGAAGGCCCAAGCCAAAGUGGGCUCUCUGGACAACGUGGGACACUUGCCAGCAGGAGGAACUGUGAAG
Merops nubicus (carmine bee-eater) is the source of this 572-nucleotide messenger RNA. RefSeq names its product microtubule-associated protein 4-like. The transcript has 5 exons. The annotation marks the transcript as partial. Gene Ontology annotation, molecular function: microtubule binding. Gene Ontology annotation, cellular component: neuron projection. NCBI's taxonomy places the organism in Eukaryota, Metazoa, Chordata, Aves, Coraciiformes, Meropidae. Gene Ontology annotation, biological process: microtubule cytoskeleton organization; neuron projection development. The record is from RefSeq and is a predicted model, not a curated record.